This is a messenger RNA of Botrytis cinerea B05.10, 1933 nucleotides long. RefSeq lists its product as hypothetical. Gene Ontology annotation, biological process: monosaccharide transmembrane transport. Lineage: Eukaryota; Fungi; Ascomycota; Leotiomycetes; Helotiales; Sclerotiniaceae. The transcript is spliced from 2 exons. Gene Ontology annotation, cellular component: membrane. The record is from RefSeq and is a predicted model, not a curated record. Gene Ontology annotation, molecular function: hexose transmembrane transporter activity. The coding region runs from base 213 to 1712 and encodes 499 amino acids.
GCACAUUACUACAGCAAACCACAAUGUAACACAAAGCUCCUGUUUCACAAAGUAUCGGGCCAACGCAGACUACUACCAGCAUUCCAGACCUGAGAAGAGUAAAUUCAUUAGGUUAUGUUGUAUAUAUUUUCAACAAACCUCUCGAGCCUCACCAUUUAUUUGCAACGCAUGAAUUAUCCUCAUCAAUCUAUACAUUUUAGACUGAGCUCAAUAUGGCCUCAGGAGGCAUGAGACAAUGUAUUCAGGAUAUCACUCCCUAUCUACUCUUCCUCAUAUUUAUCUCAACCCUUGGACCUUUACAAUUUGGCUUUCAUUUGUCUGAAUUGAAUGCUCCCCAAGAUGUUAUUACAUGCAAGAAACAAAGUCGUGUCGAAUCAACUGUUCGUACCGGACUUCCACAAUGUAUCCCUAUGACCGAAGCCGAAUUCGCCGCUCUUUCGUCUCUUUUUGUUCUAGGUGGAUUAUUGGGAGCAUUGGGAUGUGGCGCUGUGUCGACAAGUUAUGGGAGAUUGUUCGCCAUGAGAAUCACAAGCGUCUGUUUUAUACUGGGAUCGAUCUUGGAAAUCUUAGCUGGAACAGUUCCAAUGAUGUCUGUUGGCCGGUUCUUCUCAGGUAUUGGUGCUGGAGCAUCGACUGUCGUUGUGCCAAUCUACAUUUCAGAAGUUGCACCGCCUAAAGAAAGGGGAUUAUUUGGAUCGAUGACACAAAUUUCCACGAAUGUAGGAAUUCUACUUACUCAGGUUCUGGGUUAUUAUUUAAGUAAAGGGUCAAAGUGGAGAAUCAUACUCGCGGCUGGAGCUGGACUUGGACUUUUACAAGGGGUUGGGCUGUUGUUCAUUCCAGAAAGCCCAACAUGGCUUGCCGCACAUAAAGACACUCAAAAUGCCACGAGAACCCUCCAGCGAAUUAGAGGGCAUGGCUAUUCCAUCGAGGAAGAGAUUCAACAUUGGGAUAUUAAGCCAUCCGAAGAGGAAGAGGAACGCCUUUUACUUGACCCGGAACUGACCAGAAGAGAUUCUGUUGCUAGCAAGUCAUCAUCACAAAAAUCCAUUCCUAAUGUUGGAUUCUUUCAAGUCAUCAAAGAUCCUUUCUACCAGCCUGCAGUCAUUGCCGUCAUUGGUAUUAUGUUUUCUCAACAACUUUGUGGCAUCAACAGUAUUAUCAUGUAUUCCGUAUCACUCCUAUCUGGUCUUCUUCCCGUCUCUUCGUCCAUCAUUACAAUUCUUAUUUCGGUGGUAAAUCUUGUCGCAACUGUCGCAUGUGCUCCAUUAGCCGAUAAAAUUGGUCGAAAGGCAUGCCUCCUCCUUUCUAUAACUGGUAUGGGUACCAUGUCUCUGUUAUUGGCAUUAUCCCUUCGUUGGGAAAUCAAGAUUCUCUCUGCGAUCUCAGUCACCCUAUUCGUGACGUUUUUCGCCACAGGUCUUGGUCCUGUUCCUUUCAUGAUGGCAUCAGAGUUUGUGGGUCCAGAGGCUGUGGGUGCAACGCAAAGUGUAGGUUUGGCAGCCAAUUAUCUUGCUACUUUUCUAGUAGCCCAAUUCUUCCCCAUUAUCAACUCGAACUUGAACAAAGCUCUAGGAGGUGUGGGAUGGGCGUACUUUAUAUUUGCAGCUUUGGCAGUAUUCUGCGGAAUAUUUGUUAGUUGGAAAGUUCCUGAGACUAGAGGCAGAAAGGAUGCCGAUGAAGUUUGGGGAAGGCUGAGAAGAGUUGAUUGAAUUAGAGAAUGACAAGAUCUUACUGUGGGAUUCAUAUCACGAUAUUAAAUUUAGCUCGGCGUUAGGUGUUGAUCUUUUCUACCAUAUAUUCACAAUUCAUUAUCAAAUAGAAGCUUCAUUGCAUAGUCUGUGACAGACUUGUAAUCAUUCAUCAUUUAUUAUUCUCUGGCUUGUAUUUCCCUAUCAAUAUCUUUAAUCCUAAACCUACUGUCCAUGCUACA